CAGGACAAAGCACUAGUCCGCUGACGCAUGACCGAUUCAGUUUUGCAUGCUUGCUCCAGCAGUGCGAUAGUGAGGGUGCUCAUUGAGUGCAUGGACACCAUUCUCCUGAUUGAUAGUUUUAUGAGUUUGUUGUGCGUAGCAGGAGUGCAAUUGAUAAGGAAGCGCAACAGGUUCUGAUACUCUCUAGUGGCAAGUAUAUAACGAGAGUGCUCGGUUCGAUUAGUUCUUAGUUUGUUUAAACCCGUGCGGUCGUGUGUGGUGCGAUUUAAGUUUCCCGUUGCAAAUGAUGAACCGCCAACCACCGGCGUAUUGCAUAAUUGGUGCUGGGAAGGCUGGGAUAGCCGCGGCCAGGCGAGUGCUGGAAGCGGGCGGCCAAGUUGUACUGUUCGAACAGACUGACCAAAUUGGAGGUACCUGGAACUACACGGACGCCGUGGGAAAGGACAAGUAUGGGUUGGAUAUCCACACUAGCAUGUACCAAGGGUUGCGGACGAACCUACCGAAGGAAGUUAUGGGUUUUCCGGAUUUUCCGAUUCCUGAGCAAGAAGAGUCCUACAUUCCGGCGGAGGAUGUUCUAAGGUUUCUUCGGUCAUAUGCGGAUACUUUUGACGUUACUCGGCAUGUGCGGCUUGAACACCACGUUAUGUUUGUUGAGCCGUCCGAUCAAGCUGGAAACUGGAAAGUGCAUGUGAAAAAUUUACCGCUGAACAAGGUGGAAACCUUUCUUUUUGAUUUUGUGUUUGUUUGCAAUGGCCAUUAUCAUACACCGAUGAUACCGAAGUAUCGUAACAUGCAAAUGUAUCGGGGAAAACAAUUGCACAGUCAUGACUACCGCUCACCAAAGCAUUUUCAAGGAGAAAUUGUACUUGUAAUAGGCGCGGGUCCAUCUGGGAUGGAUUUGGCUUUGGAAAUAUCCAAAACAGCAUGGCUCGUGAUUAUGAGUCACCAUACGAAAGAACCGUUCAAAACCGUCUUCCCGAACAACCUAAAACAAAAGCCGGACGUCAAAGAGCUUACAUCCCGCGGAGCCCUAUUUGUGGAUGGCACACACAGCGACUGCACCGUCAUACUGUACUGCACCGGAUACCGGUACAGUUUUCCUUUUCUCAGCCUCAGCAGUGGAAUCACGGUUGACGACAAUUGUGUGCAACCGUUGUACAAGCAUUGCAUCAACAUCAAUCACCCCACGAUGGCCUUCAUCGGACUUCCGUAUUACGUUUGUGCGGCACAGAUGUUCGACUUACAGGCAAGAUUCUGUCUCCGGUAUUAUACCGGCGAGGAGAAGCUACCCACCAAAGACGAGAUGCUAGCCGAUAUGCAACAACAGAUGGAACAACGAUGGAAGGAAGGCUACCGCAAGCGGCAGGCUCACAUGAUGGGCCCCGCUCAAGGGGAUUACUAUCACGAUCUUGCCAAGACGGCCGGACUGGAUGCGAUCAAACCGGUGAUGACGAAACUGCACAACGAAAGCAGCCAGCGCUUUAAUGAUGAUUUGCUACACUUUAGAGACGAUAUUUUUCGGAUAGUGGACGAUGAAACGUUUGUGGAAGUGAUUCGAGCUAGACAAAACUAGUUUUAUGGCAUAAGAGUCUCCAUUAGUGAAUACAUUUAAGCUUAAAAAAUCUACAAUUUUUGUGAAUAAAUUAUAAUAAUUAGGCAUGAAAAAUAGAAAAUAUAUUCCUUAUGGAAAGGAAUCGGUUAAAAGUGAGAUAGUUCACUGA
Messenger RNA from Sabethes cyaneus, 1721 nucleotides. RefSeq names its product senecionine N-oxygenase-like. The transcript is spliced from 2 exons. The record is from RefSeq and is a predicted model, not a curated record. Bases 284 to 1573 code for a protein of 429 amino acids. NCBI's taxonomy places the organism in Eukaryota, Metazoa, Arthropoda, Insecta, Diptera, Culicidae. Gene Ontology annotation, molecular function: N,N-dimethylaniline monooxygenase activity; NADP binding; flavin adenine dinucleotide binding.